Phragmites australis (common reed) is the source of this 1481-nucleotide messenger RNA. RefSeq names its product cysteine protease XCP2-like. The record is from RefSeq and is a predicted model, not a curated record. Gene Ontology annotation, molecular function: cysteine-type endopeptidase activity. NCBI's taxonomy places the organism in Eukaryota, Viridiplantae, Streptophyta, Magnoliopsida, Poales, Poaceae. The transcript has 2 exons. Gene Ontology annotation, cellular component: lysosome. Bases 206 to 1318 code for a protein of 370 amino acids.
GCUUGGAAGCAAAGUCUAUCAGAGGCUAAAGCUUGAAGCCUUGGCAUCAUUCAGGAAACACUCAUUGGCCGGCGCCACAUUCUUCAUUCCCUUUUGCAGUUCCUUGGCUUUGCUUCGAAGCGAUUAUGCAGCAAAACGAUGAGUAUAUAUAUACAUGCAUAGCAUAGUGAUCAUAUCGAACACUGAGCAGUGAGCACUGAUCAAAAUGGCUUCUUCUGCUCAUGUGAUGAGCAAGCUCUCCCUCGCUGUCGUCCUCCUCAUGUGCGCCGGCGCGUGCCUGGUGGAGGCCCUCCCCCACAGAGACUUCUCCAUCGUGGGCUACUCGCCGGAUGACUUGGCCAGCCAUGACAGGCUGAUCAAGCUGUUCGAGGAGUGGGUGGCCAAGUACCGGAAGGCGUACGCGAGCUUCGAGGAGAAGCUGCGGCGCUUCGAGGUGUUCGAGGACAACCUCAAGCACAUCGACGAGAUCAACAAGAAGGUGAGCAGCUACUGGCUGGGGCUGAACGAGUUCGCCGACCUCACGCACGACGAGUUCAAGGCCACCUACCUGGGCCUCCGUCCCAGCAGCAGCAGCAGGGACGUCGACGGCGAAGCCGAAGGCAGCUUCAGGUACGAGGGCGUGAGAGCGGACAAGGUGCCCAAGGCGGUGGACUGGAGGAAGAAGGGCGCUGUGACGGAGGUGAAGAACCAGGGGCAGUGCGGCAGCUGCUGGGCCUUCUCGACGGUGGCAGCGGUUGAGGGCAUCAACCAGAUCGUGACGGGGAACCUGACGUCGUUGUCGGAGCAGGAGCUGAUCGACUGCAGCACCGACGGGAACAACGGCUGCAACGGUGGGAUCAUGGACUACGCCUUCUCCUACAUCGCCGGCAGCGGCGGCCUGCACACGGAGGAGGCGUACCCUUACCUCAUGGAGGAGGGCGACUGCGGCCAGAAGGCCGGCAGCGGGCAGGUGGUCACCAUCUCCGGGUACGAGGACGUGCCGGCCAACGACGAGCAGGGGCUGAUCAAGGCGCUCGCGCACCAGCCCGUCAGCGUCGCCAUCGAGGCCUCCGGCAGGCACUUCCAGUUCUACAGCGGGGGCGUGUUUGAUGGUCCGUGCGGCGCGGAGCUGGAUCACGGCGUGGCGGCCGUGGGAUACGGGACGAGCAAGGGCCAGGAUUACAUCAUCGUGAAGAACUCGUGGGGCUCGCACUGGGGCGAGAAGGGGUACAUCCGCAUGAAGAGGGGCACCGGCAAGCCCGAGGGCCUCUGCGGCAUCAACAAGAUGGCCUCCUACCCCACCAAGGACCCAAAUAAAACCUUCAAACUUUCUCUUUGAUCAGUCAACUCGAAUCUAUAUUAAGCCCCCUUUUCUUGUGUUUUUCUUUGAUCGUGCAUGCUUUCUCGAUCGAUCGAGUACAGAAAACAAAGCAGGGCACGAGCUGUGUUUGUGUUUUCUGAAUCGAUGGAUGGAAUAAUAAAUAUUUGAAGUUUCUCCCGUA